AUUCAUAUGCUACAGACAUUCUACAAGCAUUAUUCAUCAAUGUCUAAUUGUGCCACGAAACAUACCCUCAAAAUGCCCUUUCUAAUUUUACUUUUCCAUUUUUUCAUCAACAUUUCACCAUCCAUUGUUGCUUUCACUCCUCAAGAUUAUUCCGAAGCUCUCGAAAAAUCAAUCCUUUUCUUCGAGGGACAGAGAUCCGGCCGACUACCGCCCACCCAACGCGUCAAUUGGCGCGCCGAUUCCGGCCUCUCCGACGGCUCCGGCUACCACGUGGAUCUCGUGGGAGGCUACUACGACGCCGGAGACAACGUUAAAUUUGGUCUGCCGAUGGCUUUCACGACGACUCUUCUGGCGUGGAGCGUCAUCGAAUUCGGAAGCUCCAUGAAGAGCCAGACGAAGAACGCCAUGGACGCAGUCCGGUGGGGCUCCGAUUAUCUCCUGAAAGCUUCGGCGGCGGCGCCGGAAUUUUUGUACGUUCAGGUGGGAGAUCCCAACAACGACCAUAGCUGCUGGGAACGGCCGGAGGACAUGGACACCGCCCGGAAUGUCUACAAGGUCUCGCCGCAGAAUCCGGGAUCCGACGUCGCCGCCGAGACUGCGGCGGCGCUGGCGGCGGCGUCCAUUGUGUUCAGAGAUUCCGAUCCUUCUUACUCUGCUAAAUUGCUCCAAACUGCCAAGAAGGUAUUCGAUUUUGCAGACAGGUAUAGAGGGGCUUAUAGUGAGUCUCUCAGCUCAGCAGUGUGCCCGUUUUACUGCUCCUACUCUGGAUACCAAGAUGAGCUCCUGUGGGGAGCAUCGUGGCUUCACAGGGCUUCAAAAGAGACAUCAUAUUUGUCUUACAUUGAGUCCAACGGCCACACGCUGGGAGCCGAUGAAGACGACUAUUCUUUCAGUUGGGAUGACAAACGAGCUGGAACUAAAGUUCUUCUCUCUCAGGCAUUCUUGGAAGAGAGCAUUGAAGAAUUUGAGGCGUACAAAGCACAUUCGGACAGGUACAUAUGCUCCCUUAUUCCGGACUCUCCAAGUUUUCAGCCUCAGUCAUUCACCCGCGGAGGACUUUACUACAAACAAAGCGAAAGCAAUCUCCAAUACGUGACAACAGCAACCUUCCUCCUCCUAACCUACUCCAAAUAUCUCACCUCCCACGGCGGCGCCGCCUCCUGCGGCGGGACAGCCGCCGUCUCCUCCGAAAAACUGGCGGCGGAGGCGAGGAAACAGGUGGACUACAUUUUGGGCAACAAUCCGGAAAAAAUGUCGUACAUGGUAGGAUUCGGACAAAAAUAUCCGCAACGUGUCCACCACCGGGGAUCGUCUUUGCCGUCGGUGCGCGCACACGCAGCCCGCAUCGGGUGCCAUGACGGAUUCGAUUAUUACAACUCCGGGUCGCCGAAUCCGAACAUCCUAGUUGGAGCCAUCGUAGGUGGUCCGGACAAUCAAGAUAAGUUUUCCGACGAGAGAAGUAACUAUCAGCAGUCAGAGCCGGCAACUUACAUUAAUGCGCCGUUUGUCGGGGCUCUCGCUUUCUUUGCGGCUUCCCAUUGAAGCUUAUUAUGCUCGCGAUUGUUCGGAUAUGGUCGUGUUUAUUUUAUAGGAUGAAAUUAUAAUAUAUAGUAUUAUUUUAAUGAAUUAUGAACCAAUUUAUUUAAACAAUUUA
This is a messenger RNA of Andrographis paniculata, 1654 nucleotides long. RefSeq names its product endoglucanase 1-like. The record is from RefSeq and is a predicted model, not a curated record. The coding region runs from base 7 to 1542 and encodes 511 amino acids. Gene Ontology annotation, biological process: carbohydrate metabolic process. NCBI's taxonomy places the organism in Eukaryota, Viridiplantae, Streptophyta, Magnoliopsida, Lamiales, Acanthaceae. Gene Ontology annotation, molecular function: hydrolase activity, hydrolyzing O-glycosyl compounds. The transcript has 6 exons.